This is a messenger RNA of Vicia faba (fava bean), 1401 nucleotides long. The record is from the annotation of a GenBank genome assembly. Lineage: Eukaryota; Viridiplantae; Streptophyta; Magnoliopsida; Fabales; Fabaceae.
AUGAGGACAGAAAGGAACAUACAAACUUUUAAUGGCAAAAGUACUUUACUUGGUAGGAAUUUGAUGAAGCAUCAACUUGGUGGAGUCAUUUUUGGAUGCACAAGACAUACAAUGAAAGAAUGUCUAUCUAAGCAACUCUUUGGCUUACCAGCUCAACACUUUUCAUAUGUUGAAAAUAUUAAUCCAAAGAUGCCUUUAUUUCUAUUCAACUAUAGUGAUAGGAAGCUUCAUGGAAUUUUUGAGGCAACUAGCCAUGGAAAAAUGUUUAUAGACCCUUAUGCAUGGAUUAAUGAUGAUUAUACCGAUGAAACACAAUAUCCUGCACAGGUAAAAGUUCGUGUUCGAGUUCAGUGUCAUCCGUUAUUAGAAGAUAAAUUCGGACCAGUAAUUAAAGAGAAUUACUAUCUUAAUAAUCAUUUUUGGUUUGAACUAGACCAUACACAAACAAGUAAAUUAAUGUAUUUAUUUGUAUCUACUGCCAAAGCUACUAAAAUACCAAUACCACAAGGUAACAUAAACCGGAGAAGUGAAUAUUCAUCUUCUCCAUACAAAAUAUUAAAGAAAGAUGGAUUGAACCAACCAUUACGAACUGACUCAAUUAGAAUAGAGGUAAAACAUGAUGAAAAAAAUCGUGUAUAUAAGAAACUAUUAGAAUUGGUUCUUGAAAAGAAAAAUCAAGAUCCAUCUUUGAUAGACAAUGUAAGAGAAGCUCCUGAUGAGAGAAAGAUAAAGGAUUAUAAAGACACAUCAUUGAGUUUAAGAAAGAAGGGAGAAAUUUGCACUUCUUCAUUUGAGAAUUUAUACACUUUAGUACAGUCGGUGCAACAACGGAUUAAAGAACAAAAAUUUUUUCAAAAGACUCAGUCGUUCGAGAAUGGUGAUCUAAAACAAAAGCCGGUUUCCUUGGAAAGUCAACAGAAAGAUGAUGAUACUAUGUCUAGAUUCACAAAUGUGGAGAAGAAGAUUAUCCAAUCAAUAUUAUCCAAGAAUGCAACCAAAUCUUGUCAACCAUUGAACUUUGUAGGUAUAUACACUACACAAGUACGAUUGAAAGUUUCCAGUACUAUAAAUGGACAUAAAUGCUUCAUAAAUGUUGAGAUCUUUAAUUUAGAUUAUGGAAGGUGGAUCUCUAUAAAUUCAAAUUCAGAUAAGAAAUUUAAUCUUGCUGAAAUGGAACUCAAUGAUUCACUUCAUGUCAAUGGUGGAUAUAAUGGAUUUGACUAUUUGAAGUAUACUAUAGAUGGCAUUGAUGAAUGCACAAGUGUUCCAUAUAUGGAUUUCUUCGAUCCAUGUUUUGAGGCAAGGAUGAAACUCAUGAAUUUUCUUGAGAAUUUUUCUGAUGCUAAAGAUUUUAAGAAGCCUAUGAGAUUGAGGGAGUCUAAGUUUUUGAAAACUUUUUAA